AUGCCUUUGUUAGGAAGAUCAUGGUUAAAGCAUUUUAAGAAUAUACUUGAAAGAUUCAUAGGCAUGAUAGAUGUGGAUGAUAACGUCAAGUUGGCGAAGUUGAUAUCUAAUUACGAAUCAAAGUUAACUAAUAAACCUGUCAUGAAGACUCAAAGAAGGAUUCCUUACUCCAGAAUAAACAAUAUAACUAAAGAAUUAAAUACUUGCCUAGAAAACAAGAUCAUAGAGCCAGUGAAAGACCUAAGAUGGGCGGACCCAAUUACACCAGUCUUUAAAAAUAAUGGGAGUCUCAGGCUUAAAGAAACUGUUAACCCAGCUCUUGAAGAUUUUAAAUACCCUAUACCCAGAAUCAACAAAUUAGCGAGAGGCAAGAUAGAUUUUAAAUAA
Gordionus sp. m RMFG-2023 is the source of this 387-nucleotide messenger RNA. RefSeq lists its product as uncharacterized. The record is from RefSeq and is a predicted model, not a curated record. Bases 1 to 387 code for a protein of 128 amino acids. The transcript is spliced from 2 exons. Lineage: Eukaryota; Metazoa; Nematomorpha; Gordioida; Chordodea; Parachordodidae.